GAUGUACUUGAGAUAGUAAAAAGAUUGAAAAAACAGAUAUUGAUGUAGGAGAAAAAAGGAAUUAUGUUUGUUGAUGCUGAACGGGAUUAUGCAAGAGAUAGAUAAUAUAGUGCAAUCUAUCUAUCUAUCACAUAUUCCCGUUCAACACCAUUUUCACGUUCAUUUUGUUUGAGAAAAGAUGGCAUUAGGGCAUGUACGGUUAUUGCACGUUCCUACUAGAUACCAUUGCGGAUAUUUUCACAAAAGGCCUACGUUGUCAACUAUUCUUGAAUUUUAGAUCCAUUUUUAGCGUUCGACCUCCUCCCACUAUGACUGCGGGGGUGUGAUAGAGAAUAUACGUAAAUGAUAUUCUUGUCAUAGGUAUAAAGAUAUAUUUUGUGAAUAUUGAAUCUUCAACUUUUGAGAUUUCUUAACAAGAUUAUGACUUAUACUUGUAACCCUAUAUAUAUCAAAUUAACGGAACUGAUGGACCAUAUGACAAUGAGUAGCUUUUUUUUUUUUUUUUUUUUUUUUUUUUUUUUUUUUUUUUUAAGGCUUGAAAAGAAAUGUAGAUUAGAAAGAAGUGGAGGGAGUAAUAUGGUGAAUAUUUUCUUUCUUUUUGUUUACAUAGUUUUCCAAUCAAUAAAGACACUUCAAACAAAUUUAGUUUGUUCCCUAAGAAAAAAAAAUCAUGACGAUUCUUAGCCCCCAAUUAUUUUAGGCAUACAAAUGUACAUAUCUAAAAAAAGUGAUUAUGGUACUACAAGCCUACACAAAAAUGUAAUUUAUAGUAAAAAUAAAUUUGAGCCUACAAUAUAUUUUUUUUUCUGUUAUCUUAAUUUAUCCUUUCCAUCUCUCUAAUGGUUGCAAUUAAAUUCAUUUGACACCACAAUUCAAAAAUUCAUUCAUUCUCAUAUUUAAUCAUUCUCUUUUCUUCCUAAUAUUUUUUAGGCAAAAUCAACUUUUUAGUCGAUAUUUCUAACCAUUAUCUCCACCUUACUUAGGUUGCUCCCAAUUUUCAUCAUCAAAAGAUAAAUUACAUUGAUUAAUACAUUCAUUAAUUAUUCAAGGAUCAAAUUCAUCUUUCUUAAUAAACAUUCCUAUAUUCUUUAUUGUUCCUUCUCAAAUUUUGAGAUUGAGUGAAAAUUACAUAUAUGCAUGUACGUAAGUUGGAUAAGAAAUUCAUUAGAACAUUUGGGCAUGAAAAGGAUUUUGUUGGUGCAACGACUUCACCUAUUCAGGUAAAGUCAUCAAAGGAUAUAUGAUUGAUUGCAUGAAAUUAUCGUCGGAGAUUGCCAUUGUUGUUCGAUCACAUAGUUGAUAGCGUAUAAUUUCAUUCAAUCCUUCAGUCGGGUACACAUAGAGUUGGGUAUAAUAUCCAUGUUACAUUUUCCUAGAACAUAAUGACUACAAAUAUAAGAUCUCGAUCGAUGAAGGGACCGCCGGAGAGAGUAACGGAGGAGCCUAUAACCCUUAAGAGUUCCCUAUGCACGGUAACAAGUGUUUUUCUAACAAAUAUUGCGGGGUAUUGGAGAAAUGUUAGUGUAUUGUGGUGUAAAAAUCUAAUGAACAUUUCUUUUAGCAUCAUUAUAGAUGGAUGUGAAGGUGAAAUGGAAAGGCAAACAACAUGCAAGGUAGAGUUAAAACCUUGGCAUUUUUGGACAAAGAAAGGGUACAAAUCUUUUGAGAUGGAUCACAAUAAGGUACCGGAAGAAUGCAGUCACCAACUCGACGUGUAUUGGGAUCUACGAUCAGCCAAGUUCGCUGGUAGUAGCCCCGAGCCUUGCUCAGACUACUACGUAGCGCUUGUGUCCGAUGAAGAGGUUGUGUUAUUACUAGGGGAUUUCAAGAAAAAGGCAUAUAAGCGCACAAAGAAAAGGCCAGCCCUAGUAGAUGCAAUCCAAUCCUUAAAGAAGGAGACAGUGUAUUCUAAGAAGAGUUUCGCGACAAGGGCACGUUUCACCGAAAGCAAAUGGGAGCACGAUAUAGUGGUAGAGAGUUCAACCACGGGAACUAAAGACCCGGAGAUGUGGAUUAGUAUCGAUGGAAUCGUUCUCAUUCAUAUCAAGAACUUGCAAUGGAAGUUCCGAGGGAACGAAACAGUGGUGGUUAACAAGACGCCGAUUCAGGUGUUGUGGGACGUACAUGCAUGGCUGUUUUGUAAUCCAGGAACAGGGUAUGGAUUGUUCAUAUUCAAGCCGGGAGUAUCCGAAAUGGACACUGAUAAGGAAGGAAGCAAUAGAAGUGGAGCUAGUGACAAUAGUUGUGGUAGUAUGUUUUACUCAACACAAAGUACUCAAACCAAAAUAGUUGAUAUUUGCCUGUUAUUACAAGCUUGGAAAACUGACUAAAAUUGAAUCAUACAAUUCUAAUUAUUCAUAUUAUCAAUAGUAUUUGCUUUGUCAUGUAAAUAAAAUUUAUUUCA
Molecule: messenger RNA, 2404 nt
Organism: Chenopodium quinoa (quinoa)
Lineage: Eukaryota; Viridiplantae; Streptophyta; Magnoliopsida; Caryophyllales; Amaranthaceae
Exons: 1
Coding region: 1383-2330 (315 amino acids)
Source: RefSeq, a predicted model, not a curated record